Plectropomus leopardus (leopard coralgrouper) is the source of this 2090-nucleotide messenger RNA. It is a transcript of the gene zbtb8a, whose product is annotated as zinc finger and BTB domain containing 8A. Gene Ontology annotation, biological process: regulation of transcription by RNA polymerase II. Gene Ontology annotation, molecular function: DNA-binding transcription factor activity, RNA polymerase II-specific; RNA polymerase II cis-regulatory region sequence-specific DNA binding; protein binding. The record is from RefSeq and is a predicted model, not a curated record. Lineage: Eukaryota; Metazoa; Chordata; Actinopteri; Perciformes; Serranidae.
UAGGGCUGAGCAGGAAGUGCCUGACUGUGGACCCUGGUCGAGAAAAAAAGAGCCAAGAAAAAAGGCGAAAGCAAUUAAAAAUGGAAAUGGUGGCAGACUUGGGGGCGAGUAGACUCUAUCGGGCGCCGGGUGAAUCAAGUCACCAACAGCCUCAGAGGUGGUUCAACACAGCAGACAUCACAGUGGCUCACCAAAGCAGCCUGCUGAAGCAGCUCAACCAGCAGCGGCGCCAGGAGCUUUUCUGUGACUGCAGCGUGCUGGUGGAGGGCCAGCUCUUUAGAGCCCACCGCAACGUCCUGUUCGCCAGCAGCGGCUACUUCCGCAUGCUGCUGUCCCAGGGGCCUGGCGUGCUGUCCGACUCUGUCAACGCCACCUUUGACGUCUUCAGCCCCGAGACCUUCACCGUCAUCCUGGAUUUCAUCUACUCGGGCCAGCUGGAUCUCUCCAGUCACAAUGUGAUUGAGGUGAUGUCUGCAGCCAGCUACUUGCAGAUGAACAAUGUCAUCAACUACUGCAAGAACUUCAUCAAGUCCUCUUUGGACAUCAGUGUAAAGGAUGAAGACAGCGAACGCUGCCUCAGUUUGUCUGAAACUUGCAGUUUCACCAGUGCAGCAGGAGAAGAGACGUCAGAGCAGCAGCAGCAAGGCCCCAGCUCUGUCAGCCCACCGCCCGCACUCUGGACCCGGGACAACUCCAGAUCCCAGUCUAGUUUUAUGGGAAAGGACCCAGACCAGGAAUCAUCAGUCUCUGCCCUAAAGACUGACCCAAGCAGCCCUGCUGAUGAUCUCAAUGCAGAGGCAGAGGACCUGCACGACCCUCAGGACCCUCUGUACACCCUGCCUGGAUCAGAGCGCCGCAGAGGAAGAGGGGCAACCAAGAGGAGAGCAUCCAACAACACUCGCUCCCACCAACCCGAAGAUUUAGACAUCCAGGAGGCAAGGACGCAAAAGGCUGAAAAGGCUGAGGAGCUGUAUGCUACUCUACCGCCUAUUGUGGGUGUUAUUGGACACUUUAAUAAAGACUCCAACCCCAUCAUGCGCUUCAAAUGUCCCUUUUGCACACACACGGUGAAGAGGAAGGCAGAUCUGAAGCGUCACUUGCGCUGCCACACUGGAGAGAGGCCGUACCCUUGUCAGGCCUGCAAUAAACGCUUUACUCGCCUGGAGCAUCUUCGUAGCCAUUUUGAAACGAUCCAUCAAGCCAGGAAGCUAGUGUGCAGGAAGUGUAAGUGUCAGGUGACAGAGGAGACUGGGCAUGUGGUGUGCGAGGGCACACGACGUUACCGCAUGUGCACGGCGUGCAUCCAGGAAGUGGAUUGUGAUGACAUCCCCAUGGACAGUCUAGAUGGCGCCAAUGAGGAGCCGGCCCUGUUACUGGGGGUAGACGGGGAGGAGGAGGGGGACAGCAAGAGAAGCUGGAUGGUAAACGACGAUGAUGACCUGGCUGAAGACUCGGGGGCCGACCUCAUCAUCCAACAAGUAGAUGACAGUGACGAGGAGCUGCAGUGAAAUGGAACCAAAGUGUGUGUGUGUGUGUGUGAGUGUGUGUGAGAGAGAGAGAGCAAGUGAGUUAAAGCCAUGCCAGAGAAUUUAUGCAUAAAAUAUGCGAUCCGCUUAUGUAAAUACACAGUUAUUAUAUAUUAGUUGUCUAUUAGUUAAACUGGGUAAUUGUUACUUUCAAUGAGAUGUUGACCUUUGUAACAAAAUGGAAUGCUUUUUGUUAAGCUUCAUAAAUAUAUGCAGUAUCCAAAGCAUGCAUAUUCAGUGUUUCCUUUGUUUCAAUUACAGUUAAAUGAUUACUCUGCAAAUAUGUUUUUUUAUAUGCAUGGAGGUAAACCUUUGCUACUCUUCAGGACUCCGCUUUGGUAAAAGCUGGCAUUUGUGCAAGACAAAGUGACAGGAAAGUACAGUAAUUGUCAUGCUAUUUCCCUACUUCCUGUAGAGAAAGUCAAGAGCAGACGCUUUUCCUAUUUUUUUUCCCAAUUUUUUAUGAUUAUGUCUGAUUAUGAUGUGCACUAUUAUAUAAAAAACAAUUAUAAUUUAUUUCUUUUGUUUUUUACUUUUUGACACAUUAAAGAUAUUUUUUAUAUA